AUGGCGAUUUCGAGAGUUAAGUUGAAAUCUUGGUUCGAUAAGAAGAUCAGCGAACCUCUUGUCCAGAUCGUACGCAGAGGUGCAGAGCCAAAGCAGCUGGCUUUCUCUGCGGCAUUGGGUAUUACAAUGGGAGUGUUUCCAAUCUGUGGUGUUACGGUGUUGUUAUGUGGAGCUGCGAUUGCGUCGCUUGGAUCACUUUGUCAUGCUCCAACUGUGAUGUUGUUUAACUUCAUUGCUACUCCUAUAGAACUAAGUCUUGUGGUGCCAUUUUUGCGGCUUGGCGAGAAAAUAACCGGUGGGCCUCAUUUUCCUUUAAACUCCGAUGCACUAAAGAAGGUUUUUACAGGCCAAGCUUCCAAAGAAGUGUUCUUUAGCAUUGGUAACGCGCUACUCGGAUGGCUCAUAGCAACUCCAUUUGUGAUCAUUGGACUAUACAUCUUGUUUCUACCAUGUUUCAAAUUCCUCGUCCGUAAAUUCGGCUCUGCUUCUCCAUCCGAAAAGAAACCAUCAGAACUCAAGCCAAAGGAAAGGGUCGCUUAG
Molecule: messenger RNA, 540 nt
Organism: Microthlaspi erraticum
Lineage: Eukaryota; Viridiplantae; Streptophyta; Magnoliopsida; Brassicales; Brassicaceae
Source: the annotation of a GenBank genome assembly